Molecule: messenger RNA, 1073 nt
Organism: Sitophilus oryzae (rice weevil)
Lineage: Eukaryota; Metazoa; Arthropoda; Insecta; Coleoptera; Curculionidae
Product: ras-related protein Rab-33B-like
Exons: 4
Coding region: 337-984 (215 amino acids)
Biological process (GO): Rab protein signal transduction
Cellular component (GO): endosome; Golgi apparatus
Molecular function (GO): GTPase activity; GTP binding
Source: RefSeq, a predicted model, not a curated record
AUAAAUUUUUAAAUUCGCAUUUAAACUGCCCGCCUUUUUUGUGGUAGGUAAUGUAGAUACCUAUUUUACCGAUUACGUCUGUCAUAUUUGUAUUAGUUCAGUUAGGGCUCAAGGGUGCGCUACAAUCGAUCCUCGUUAAACGUGUUGCCUACUUUUGACUAUGGAAAUGACAACUCUUUUAUUUUAUAUUUCUCUAUGCUGUAAUCUAUGUAAUCUGUGAUUUACACAUAACGGAGGAAUGUAAUCAAUUUUUGUAAAAAAAUUAGUUUUCAUGUAGUGUAUAGACAGUCUACUUGAUUUUUAAUCCAACAUUCUGUUCUUAUAUUUUUUUAAACGAUGAACCAAUCAUCUAAUGGAGUUUCUACUGGUAACAACAGCGAAAAAACUUUUAAAGUCAUUGUUAUUGGCGACACAAAUGUUGGAAAAACAACGUUAACUUACAGGUUUUGUGAAGGAAGUUUUUUAAAUUAUACAGAGGCUACAAUUGGAGUAGAUUUUCGAAGUCGUGCAGUUGAAAUUGACGGCGAACUUAUAACUUUACAAUUAUGGGAUACAGCUGGUCAAGAAAGGUAUCGAAUGUCUAUGGUGCGGCAUUACUACAGAAACACAGAUGCAGUAGCUUUUGUCUAUGAUGUGACCAAUCCAAGUUCAUUUCGUUCAAUAAAAAAAUGGAUUGAUGAGUCGAACAUGAAUUGUUUACCAGAUAUACCAAAAAUCCUUAUUGGAAAUAAGUGUGAUGGAAAUGUAGCAGUUCCAACUAAUGAGGCCCAAAUACUAGCUGACAGUCAUAACAUGCCAUUAUUUGAGACAUCUGCAAGAUUAGAUUCAGAAUGUGAUAAUGUUGAAGCAAUUUUUCUAACUUUGGCUCAUAAGCUGAAAAAUAAUAAAAGGUUUUUACCAUCAAACUCAAAUAAUGAAUCUUUGAAAGUGACUGGACAUGUUGUAAAUAAUACUACCAACCAAAGUCAAUGUGGUUAUUGUUAACUAAUGUGGUAUAUUUUUAUUUUUUAAUUUCUUUAUUUAUCUUACAAAAUAUAUAUUUAGACACAAUUAAAGUAUUAUUUGGUUAAAAA